This is a messenger RNA of Auxenochlorella protothecoides, 1275 nucleotides long. RefSeq lists its product as hypothetical. The coding region runs from base 1 to 1275 and encodes 424 amino acids. The transcript is spliced from 4 exons. The record is from RefSeq and is a predicted model, not a curated record. Lineage: Eukaryota; Viridiplantae; Chlorophyta; Trebouxiophyceae; Chlorellales; Chlorellaceae.
AUGACUGUGCGAUCCAUGGACGGAGAAGUACUUCACCAUACAGCCACACAAAGUGUGGAAGAUGACGCGGGACAGCAGAGCGAUGUGAACGCUGCCCGCCUGACAGAGACGGCUGUGGAGGUGCCCUGGAGCAUUGGGGCCGCAGUAGAGGGCCAAGCGCCAGUGCCAGGAUGGCUGGAAACGCACUCCAGCCUGGUCUCCAUUCAGGAUCAAGACGGCAGUGCCCUGGCACACCUGAAACACUCGCAGCUGGCGGCGGGGCUGCGGAAGCUGGGCCUGGGUGGCAAGACUGCAAUAGCUGGAACAGUCGCUGAGUCAUCAGUAGGCCUGCCUGUGGGCGCAGAGACAGGCCUGCAAGACGGGCUAGCUCGAGUUGGGCGCGUAGAGGUAUCCGGGGAGGAACCAGCUACCCAGCUCCAAUCUCCCACUGUCCCAACUCUGCAAUCAAUCAGCAAGGCACGACAAGUUGUGGUGGGGCCUGCCCGCUUCUCCCCUGCUCGGGCGUCCCCGAGGCACAACGAAGGUCAUCAGGCCUCAGCUCAGCCUCCUUUUGGUGCAAUAGGCACCAAGCACUCAAGUGGGGCACCUUCCGACCAAACUCAGGCACUCCGCACUCUCAUAGAGAGACUGCAAGCCACGGAUGCCAAGUGGGAGACUCAGACAGCAGACCUCGCCUCCCUCCCAGCCCUGCUGUGCUCGUGCCAUCCCCGCUACACCAGGGCCCACCUCCUGGACAGCGCCCUGGCCGUGCUUUCCUUGACGCAGUCUCCGCGCAGCCAGGUGGCGCGGGCUGCGCUGAGCACCCUCGAGAUCCUGGUGAAAGCCCACUGCUCCAAGCUCGACAGGCUGCUGGAGACCAUGCUGCCCGUCCUCCUACCCCUGGCAUUCCCCGUCGGGCGUGCCGGGUUCCUCGCGGCAGCCGCCAGGGCAGCGCUGAGCGCGACGGCGCAGGCGGCGCAGGCGGCGCCGAUGAUGAACGCCCUGCUGUCCGCCCUGGCGGGCGCCAAGGUGGCUGCCGCCCGCACGUACCUCGCACGUCUCUGCUGCGAGUUGCAGCGCCGACACGGGUCCGCGCUGGCCCCCGACACCCUCCUGCUGCAGAGGACGGCGCAGGCUGCGCUGCAGCUGCAGCGGGAUGCACACUCCGAGCAGAGGGCAGCGGGGAAGGCCAUGUUGCAAGGGGUCUAUCAGGCAGUGGGUGACCAGGCAGGCUUCAUGGCCAUGCUCAAGCAGUGGGGUGUGAGUGGCCAUGAGGUAGGCGUCUUGCUCCAGUGA